Molecule: messenger RNA, 1965 nt
Organism: Topomyia yanbarensis
Lineage: Eukaryota; Metazoa; Arthropoda; Insecta; Diptera; Culicidae
Gene: hyx
Product: parafibromin
Exons: 5
Coding region: 158-1768 (536 amino acids)
Biological process (GO): transcription elongation by RNA polymerase II; positive regulation of transcription elongation by RNA polymerase II
Cellular component (GO): Cdc73/Paf1 complex
Molecular function (GO): RNA polymerase II complex binding
Source: RefSeq, a predicted model, not a curated record
GAUCGCCAAUCGUGCCUCUAAAGUUUUCUUGUUGACGAGUGCAAAUAGAAUGUCAGCUUAGCUUGAUUAUUAGUGAUUUAGUGCGUAAAUCGUGAAAUAAUUCUAAUUUUUGGACAACCAUCUACUUUCCGAAGGAUCGUAAAUCAAUUUUGCCACAAUGGCCGAUCCGUUGAGUUUGCUACGGCAGUACAACAUUAACAAAAAGGAGAUCAUCGAACGCGACGGGCAAAUCAUUUUUGGUGAAUUUUCCUGGCCGAAGAAUGUCAAAACAAACUACCUUAAAUACGGAUCUGGCAAAAAGGGGGCACCGAAAGAAUACUAUACCCUUGAAUGUUUACUGUACAUCCUGAAAAAUGUCGCUCUCCAGCACUCGGUUUACGUGCGACAGGCAGCUGCUGAGGACAUUCCCGCCGUAAAUCGUCCCGAUCGUAAGGAACUGUUGCAGUAUCUCAACGGGGAAACGAGCACAUGUGCUAGUAUCGACAAAAGCGCUCCGUUGGAAAUUCCAACUCAAAUCAAGCGUCCGGCUGAAUCAGACUCGUUGGACACAUUGGCCAAGAAAGCUCGUUAUGAAGACACUCAGGUGCAGAAGGUUAAAGAACAGCUUGCCGCUCGGCUUGAUGUUAACAAAAAGGAAGCUUCCGUAAACAUUGACAACAUCAAGUCCCUCUCAGAAACAAUGUCCGUAGAGAAAAUUGCUGCCAUUAAAGCGAAGCGUUUGGCCAACAAAAAAGUUACAAUCAAAAGAACGGAUAAUGACGAUACAAUGGGUGUUGGUCCGGACUUACGAGCUAUUUUAGAUUUUGACGUAGAUUCUACAAAAGACAUCAUCAGUAGGGAACGUCAAUGGCGCACACGAACCACUAUUCUACAGAGCAAUGGGAAAAUCUUUGCAAAAAAUAUUUUGGCCAUACUGCAGGGAAUCAAAAAUCGCGAAGAAGGUCGUGGACGUCCUCAAGCGCCAGUUAUAAAGCUUCCCGAACCACCUCGAGUGAAUCGACCGCAACCACAGCCGGCUCAAUACAAUCGUUAUGAUCAGGAACGAUUCAAUCGUCAAAAGGAAGAAACCGAAGGAUUUAAGAUCGACACUAUGGGUACCUAUCACGGAAUGACGUUGAAGUUAGUGACAGAAGGUUCAGCUGCACAGAAAAAAGCCCAACAGCAGAUCAUUAACAACGCUCUAUCCGCCAAUCUUCCACCGGGCCGUCCGAAGGAUUUGAUGUCGACGGCUCAAGCCCGACUGCUGCCACAAAGUAAUUCCAACAAGAGACAAAGUAGGACGCCCAUAAUCAUUAUACCGGCUGCAACGACCAGUUUGAUCACAAUGUACAAUGCUAGGGAUAUCUUACAGGAUUUGAAGUUCCUUACUACCGAAGAAAAAAAGUCAAAGGGCGGCGUGCGCGACAAUGAAGUGUUGAUCCAGCGCCAAAAAGCAGGUGGUCUCACUGUACCUUAUCGCGUCAUCGAUAAUCCAGUCAAGCUGAGUGCACAGGAUUGGAAUCGGGUUGUCGCCGUGUUUGUGAUGGGCCCAGCCUGGCAGUUUAAGGGUUGGCCUUGGGACGGAAAUCCGGUUGAGAUAUUCUCCAAAAUCGCUGCCUUCCAUCUACGGUACGACGAGAUGAAACUGGAUGCAAACGUUGCUCGCUGGGCGGUCACGGUGCUCAACGUGUCUCGAACCAAACGACAUCUGGACAAAGCCAGUCUGAUGGUAUUCUGGGAGAAGCUGGACUUGUACAUGACCAAGUAUAAACCGGAUCUGCGCUUCUAGAGUAGCUGAUUAGGGUCAUAUUGUCGCACUACGAAUGAUUUAGUUCUCCACAAAUUGUAACAGAUUUGAUUAUAUCACAUCAACACACUUUAGACGGAUACCUUUUUUAUCACAGUUUAUUCCAGUCGUAGCAGUGAGUCGAUUGUAGACAUAAUAUAUCUGGCCAAACUGGAGGGAAAUAAACGUAUGCUUGAUAA